CCCGCCCACAUCAUCCGCCUGGUGUACAAGGAGGCGACGACACUGACAGCUGACCCGCCUGAUGGCAUCAAGGUCUUUCCCAACGAGGAGGGCUUCACUGACCUGCAGGUCACCAUCGAGGGCCCUGAGGGGACCCCAUACUCCAGAGACCUAUUCCGCAUGAAACUCCUGCUGGGGAAGGACUUCCCUGCCUCCCCACCCAAGGGCUACUUCCUGACCAAGAUCUUCCACCCAAAUGUGGGCGCCAACGGUGAGAUCUGCAUCAGCGUGCUCAAGACGGGCUGGACAGCUGAGCUGGGCAUCUGGCACGUGCUGCUGACCAUCAAGUGCCUGCUGGUCCGCACUCACCCCGCGUCUGCCCUCACGGAGGAGGCGGAGGAGGCGGGCGGCGCGCGCCUGCCUGCUCACAGAGAUCCCCGGGGCGCAGGCGGGCCCAGCGGCGGGAGGGCCGGGGCCGGCCGGUCCCUGGCCAGCGGGGCUGCGGCCUCCACCACCGGCCCCAUGGCUCCUGGGCGCGCGGGAGGGGCCGAGGGGCCCAUGGCCAAGAAGCACGUGGGUGAGCAUGAUAAGAAGCUGACAGGCAAGAAAAAGACGGACAAGAAGCGGGCGCUGCAGCGGCUGUAG
Messenger RNA from Physeter macrocephalus (sperm whale), 624 nucleotides. RefSeq names its product ubiquitin-conjugating enzyme E2 S-like. The record is from RefSeq and is a predicted model, not a curated record. The annotation marks the transcript as partial. The transcript has a single exon. Lineage: Eukaryota; Metazoa; Chordata; Mammalia; Artiodactyla; Physeteridae.